Propithecus coquereli (Coquerel's sifaka) is the source of this 1922-nucleotide messenger RNA. RefSeq names its product chemokine (C-C motif) ligand 16 (gene CCL16). The transcript is spliced from 4 exons. NCBI's taxonomy places the organism in Eukaryota, Metazoa, Chordata, Mammalia, Primates, Indriidae. Bases 193 to 540 code for a protein of 115 amino acids. The record is from RefSeq and is a predicted model, not a curated record. Gene Ontology annotation, molecular function: CCR chemokine receptor binding; chemokine activity. Gene Ontology annotation, biological process: positive regulation of GTPase activity; lymphocyte chemotaxis; positive regulation of ERK1 and ERK2 cascade. Gene Ontology annotation, cellular component: extracellular region.
CCGCAGUGGAGCAAGAACUGCCACUUCACUAUCGGGAGGAUUAGCAAACACUGAGGUCCGUUGCUUCUCCUCCUCCACCGGCUCUGACGCGGUCAGAGUCCAGAGAGCUGAACAGUCGGAGAGUGGACGACCAGCUGCCAGGAGGACAUCUCUGCUCGGCUAUCCUCUAAGCUGCACCGCCCCACUGAGAGGAUGAAGGUCUCUGUGGCUGCCUUCUUUCUCCUCAUCAUCAUCCUCACCACUACUGCUGCUUUUCACAGCCAGCCAAAAAUUCCUGAGGCGGUGAACCAACCAACCACCUGCUGCCUGAAGUAUCAUGAGAAAGUAUUGCCAAGGAAACUGGUGGUAGGAUACCGAAAGGCCCUCAACUGUCACCUGCCAGCAAUUAUCUUCGUCACCAAAAAGAACCGAGAGGUCUGCAGCGACCCCAGCAACGACCGGGUCCAAGAGUACAUCAAGGAUCCCAGCCUACCUUUGCUGCCCUCCAGGAGCUCAGGGGUUAAAAUGAUUACAUCAAAGAAAGGCCAAUCCAGCUCCUAAGCUCCCCAUGAGGACCAGGCCUCAGGAGAAGCCCAAGCUUACGGAAGGAAGGAACGAACCUACGAAGAUGGGGGUAGCUUUGUGCUCUGAAACUAGCACAGCCACAUCCGGAGAAACAGGCCAAUGAUUGAAAUAAAGAAAAUGUAUUUUGAAUAUUUUUUCAGUCUCGGGAAGAAAUGCCAAAGUGAAGGGAGGUAGGCAGAGAUACGUUCUUAACACACAGAAAAACUUCUCUCACGUCCUUCUCCUUGCUGUGCUUUUAACUCCUCACCUCUUGCCAACACACCAGCCAUUCUGAAUAGUUAGCCAGGUUCCAACCUGCCAGACCAUCUCUGGCCUCUGGGUCUUGACCCAUUAAGAGCCCUCAGGAACUCUUAACUUUUCCUUAUCCCUUUUUCUGGACGUAUUUUUUCUUCCAUUAUUCUUUUCUUUUAUAACAUAACUUUUUCUUAGCAGGUCAGGGUGGGAAUAUUCACAUUAAUCAUUUUUGUCCCUGUUGCCGAGGGUUUGUUAGAUCCUGCUCAGAUUCGGUCUUCCCCGGGGUGGCAUGGGUACAGAGAGUGCCUGAUCGAAAACGAACAGGCACAAAUCUCUACCUCCCAUGCUAAGCUUCGCAGGGCAUUAGACAAGGUGGGGGGUAAACUCUUGGUCCAAAACUCAAGCAUGCAAUAAAUAAAUCUUCCUUAAUUGCCAACUUCAUUCCUAACUUCCUGUCUUUUUUCUGCUAGGGUAAAAGAAGCUUAAUCUCAGUUUUUCAGGGACUUCUCCCCAUUCCUUGAGAAUUUUGUCAGGUUUGGGGGCUAGAGGGUUUACAUAGCACCAAGGCCAGACAUAUAGAUUCAAUCUCUCCCUCGAUCUCCAACUCAGCAACUGACUCAGCUCCCUUUCGUUCAACAUUGUCUCAAAAUGCUGUUGUGAAGACAAAACAAAAAUCAGGCGAUUGAGGCUAGAUAAUUAAGAGAAGCAGAUAAAUGUGGUGAAGUGAUCAUUUUGAACACUGUCCAUUCAGUGAAUUGGAUUCUAGUAAUUGGAUCCAUCGCUGCCCCCAGAGGCCCAGUUGCUAACACACAAGCUCCUGCCCAGGCCAAUCUACCCAGAGUGGCCACCUGACCCAGCUGGCCAACCAGCCUCUCAGAGAGAUUUGAAAUUUGGACCUGAGAUACACAGACUGGUUGCUGCUAGAGGAGAAGCGAGUUUCUGGCGGCGUCCCAGGGGGAGAGAUCUAUGAACUUCUGCCCUGAAGUCCCUGGAACUGCCUCAGUUCCUGUCCCCACUCCAGGCUUGGGGCUAGUCUUUCAGUUCGAUGAUAUGCCCCAGAAACUUUCCCAUCAUCCCGCCUUUAAAAAAAAUUCCUUGGAAAAACAAGCACCACACGUACUCAC